AUGGCCGACACGUGCGAUGGACUAGCCCACAAACACUCAACACAAGCUCUCCAACCCCGCCUGACAUGGGAUCCCCGCUGGCCCACUCGCUUGGCUCAGAUACUCGUAUUUACCUUUGCUGUGAUACUAGUAUCAUCACGCACAACGGUGUACCUCCAACCAAAGGCUAACAAUAUCGAUCCUCAAAUAUAUGCGCUUGCACCAGCACCAGUUCCAGCUCCAGCUCCAAUGUCUGCACCAGCACCGGCACCCAUGUCUGCACCAGCUCCAGCACCAAUGGCAGCACCAGCUCCAGCACCAAUGGCAGCACCAGCACCAGCACCCAUGUCAGCACCAGCUCCAGCACCAAUGUCAGCUCCUGCACCAGCUCCAAUGUCUGCACCUGCUCCUGCACCAGCUCCAAUGUCUGCACCUGCUCCAGCACCAAUGGUAGCACCAGCUCCAGCUCCAAUGUCGGCACCAGCUCCAGCGCCAAUGUCUGCACCAGCUCCAGCACCAAUGUCAGGUCCUGCACCAGCUCCANGCGUUUGUAGCCGUAUACAUUGGCCUUUGAUUUUGAUUACAAUCGGCUGGCUUCCUGCAAUUGUUUCGGGUGGCGCACUUUUUACUUGGCUUGUCAUCGCUUUUACUGUGUAUUUUACCUAUGGUAAAUAUACAUGGAGUCAACGACAUAUUUAUCUAACUUCUGGCGCAUUGGAUUUGGGUGUUAAUCUUACGUUGAUUAUUGUCAAUAUCGCAUUGAACAAUCAAAAAGUUGCUUUUCCUCAUUGGUGGGGAAAUAGUGCAGAUGGUGCUGCGGAUAGUUGUGCAAAAGCUUUAAAUUAA
This is a messenger RNA of Adineta ricciae, 825 nucleotides long. The record is from the annotation of a GenBank genome assembly. Lineage: Eukaryota; Metazoa; Rotifera; Eurotatoria; Adinetida; Adinetidae.